Molecule: messenger RNA, 3325 nt
Organism: Podarcis raffonei (Aeolian wall lizard)
Lineage: Eukaryota; Metazoa; Chordata; Lepidosauria; Squamata; Lacertidae
Gene: TMEM268
Product: transmembrane protein 268
Exons: 8
Coding region: 999-2033 (344 amino acids)
Source: RefSeq, a predicted model, not a curated record
CAUUCACUCCCAUGGACUAGUCUCCAGUGGUAGAGCCUAUGUUUUAACUCCAGGGAAAACAAAGCAAAACCCUGAACAGUAGCCAGUGGAGUCUGGUCUAAAAGGGGAAAUGGGUGCUGUCCCAUCAGCCUCAUUCUGUCCUUAGUCAGCUGCCACCUGCCUUCCUUCCUAUUUACAAACAGUCCAGCUUAUGGACAGUUAGCUUAGCUGUUAGCCUGCUCCUCCUUAUUCUCAGUGCUGCCAUUAUAGAGCUGUGAAGAGAAUAGGAUGAGAUCAAAUCUAGAAUGAGUUAGCUCUGUCUGUCAUUGGCUCAGGCUCCACCUAGUGCUGGUUUCUCAGCCUUCCUCCCUACCAAUCUCAAUGGGCACCAACCACUGCUGACAGCAGCUCUCUACAUUGCAACAUUUUGUUUCAGCCUCCCCUCCCCACUCACAGUACCUUAAUGACUUGUACAUGUUUGUGUAUGUGUGUUUAGGUGCAUGAAUUGAGAAAAAGAAAUUCAACAAAGAGAAAACAGCAGAGAAGACAAAACAUUGACAGGCUGAGUUUCUGAAAGUGCAGCAGAAAAAGAGGGCCCUGUAAUUGGAUUCUGACAUAACUUGCAUUUUCCCUUGGUUGGCCAAUGCAGGACAGGUGUUGCAUACAUGCAUGGGCCUCUUGCCAAGUCUCGUUCCACCCACUGUUGAUGAGUAUAUAACAUUGCUUCAGAUAGUGACUCAAUGAAGCUUCAUGAAAGGAGGAGGGUGUGAAGUAACAGGGGCAGAACUCUGCAACAGAUCUUCUACUGAGAGCUCAGACAAGUAGGUUUCCAUCUCAGGACCUAUCCUGAGCUUGCUUGGCCUCCACUUGCAACCCUCGACCACCUCUCAGAUCAGAUAUCACAUGAUUAGCUUGGUGUUUCCUAGGACAGAGCAACUUCCAGGUGGAAGAUGUGGAUGCAGAAAGCUAGAUUUUCCAUCAUCUGAUUCUAAAAUUCUUGAGUGGCACUGCUCUGCAGUAUGGCUUGUUGGAAAAGGCAAGUGGACAUGUCUAAAGAAGACGAAUUACCAUUCUCCGUGUCUUACUGUCAGACCCAAGGGGAGGAACAUUCAGACUACUGGAAGGAAGAGCUUCAUAAUGGGCAAAUGCUAAUGGUUCUCACAGCUCACGAGUCCUGUUUUUCUACGUUUUUUGAUAUGAAUCUUUGGGUAGAGAGAUUGAAGACCAUGGGAAUUCAGGUGACAGCUGACCAGUGGAAAAAAUUGAUUCAAUGUGCAGUGCUAGAGCCAGAGGUGAGAAAGCACCUUUUCUACAACUCCAGAGCAUUUGCGAUCUCAAUUGCUGUGGUUUUCUACGUGACCCUCUGGAUCAAUCUUUUUUCCACCCUGCAGAUAUAUUCUGUAGCACAACCCUGGGAAAUCAGUAUUUUGGCCACUGCAGUUGCCCUAGUGGCUGCCUUGAUCGUCAGACUCACAAUUCAUCAACAUCAAAGGAAGCUGAAUGUAAGUACAGACAUGAGACUAGCCGCUGCCAACGAAGCUUUCAUGAAAAACAAAUUCCUGGUGGGGUUCACAAAUAUGCCGGAGAAGCAAUGUAGUGUUCCACAGCUCUGGUUUGUUCAUUUUGACGUGGGGCCAUGCCUUCAAUUCUUAGCAGACUCUCUGGCAGAAAUGAAGAGGAAUGAGAAGUCUGCUCUGAAGCACAACCUGAAAGAACUCUGCAUUGUAAUAGAGACUCCCAUCGUUCCAAGUCAGGAAAAAGGCCUGGGAAUUUCUUCAGAAGAUUCUGAACUGCUGCCCGAGAAAAAGGACAGCCACCAAAGUGCCUUGGCAUACCGAGAGUUCCUCCAGCUUGUCCCAGAUGGAGCCCCUGAGGUGAUGGCCCAGCAGCUAUUGGCAAUCUUCAGUGGCUGCUACAUCAGACUUCUGGUCAGUGGUCAGCUCACAGAGGUCGCUGCAAGACGACAUGUAUUACUCAACCACACCCCAUGCCUGUGCCAAUUCGUCGAGACUACAGUGCUGGCAAAGAGAUGCUCUUGGUUCAAGCUGAGGUGACCAGUGGUGGAUAAAGUGGCCCUUUGCAUUAUGCACAGUAUUAACCAGAAUGGAGACCUAGAACUUGCAAACUGGGGAAAACAUUUCACUUGGUUUUCUGAAUUGGCCACAGUGACACACACCUUAGUUACGCACUAUUUGCAUUGCUGUAACAUGCUCUACAUAGGAUUGCCUUUGAAAAGUGCUCAGAAACUUCAGCUGGCUCAAAGAGCUGCCAGAUUGCUGUCCCAGGCUGGUUAUAUGACCUAUAUGGAUUAGGUCCAAGCUAUCUGAAAUACCACAUUCCCUCAUAAGAACCUGCCCAGGUUGCGAGAGCUUCAAGGGAGAUCUUUCUCUUGGUCCCACCAUCCUGACUUGGUGGCGAUGUAGGAGAGGACCUUCUCGGUAGCUGCUGCCAGACUCUGAAACUCCCUCUCCAGAGAAGCCAGGCUGGCUCCCUCCUUGUGGUGUUUCUGCUGACAGGUAAAGUCUUGUUCCAAUAGGCUUUGGGGAGCUGACUGCUUUUAAUGAAAUGACUGGUGCUGUGCUGUUUUUCAUUCUAGCUAUUUUUUAUUGUAAAGGUAAAGGUAAAGGGACCCCUGACCGUUAGGUCCAGUCGCGGACGACUCUGGGGUUGCGUGCUUAUCUUGCUCUAUAGGCCGAGGGAGCCGGCAUUUGUCCGCAGACAGCUUCCAGGUCAUGUGGCCAGCAUGACUAAGCCACUUCUGGUGAACCAGAGCAGUGCAGGGAAACACCGUUUACCUUCCCACCAUAGCGGUACCUAUUUAUCUACUUGCACUGGCGUGCUUUCGAACUGCUAGGUUGGCAGGAGCUGGGACCAAACAAUGGGAGCUCACCCCGUCGCGGGGAUUUGAACUGCCAACCUUCUGAUCGGCAAGCCCUAGGCUCUGUGGUUUAGACCAUAUAGUUUUAAUUAUAUUUUAUUUUAUAAAAUGUAAUUUUAAUGAUUAGUUUUUCUGUGAUUUUAGCUGUGUUUUUUUUUAUCAGUAAGCCUCCUUGAGUACCUGCCAGGCAAAGAGGUGGGGUACAAAUAUAAAAGUAGCCACCACCAUUGUUCUCCAUAUGCAACAAGUGUCCAGCAGUAAUUUUCUGGAUGCAUUUUUGUCAUCUCCAUUAAGGAGCUACUGUGAAAUGAAAUGAGAUCAGUGGCCUGCCUAGCACAGUACUGGCAAAAUUUCUCCAACCUCCUGUGCAGACAUCCAACAAGCCAUGUCAAUAAGAGAUGAUCACAAAUCGCUUGUGUGAUUUUGCAAUAUUUUGCUUUCCAUGGCUCCUGUUGGGUAACAAUAGUG